Messenger RNA from Cydia fagiglandana, 445 nucleotides. RefSeq lists its product as uncharacterized. The transcript has a single exon. Bases 1 to 309 code for a protein of 102 amino acids. Lineage: Eukaryota; Metazoa; Arthropoda; Insecta; Lepidoptera; Tortricidae. The record is from RefSeq and is a predicted model, not a curated record.
AUGGAUACCAAAGGUAGCCAAGAUACUUCCUCUGCCAAUCUGAACACUAUCCCCUUGACUGAAGAAGGAGUUGUAUACAUUGCCAUUAAGGGCUCCCUACAUGCAUCUGAUUGUUCCGUCUUUGGAUUAGGCGAUGAUGAAAUAAGAGCACUGACUAAAAAAUACCCCGGAUCUGGAGUUGUUGUAAAUGGAGUCGGCAUUAAAACUAAUGUGUUACAUGCUAUAAACUCGUUGUCGCAACUUGGCUAUAAAAUAAUCUCAAGCACCGGAGAAAAUGAGAUCACCUGGACUCUUCAGCGUGAGCUAUAAAUGUUAACAGAUAUAUUUCUUUCUAUGUCUUUGCUGUCUUUAUAUGUUUAGAAAUGGAUCAUGUCAAUUGUGAUCACACUCACUGCACAACUGCAAACCAAUCGGUUUGUCAGACACUAUCGGAAAUGGAAUGGGA